CGUCGGGACAUGAAUCUCGGGCGGACCAGUGGGUGACUGCUGCAACACAACAGUUUGUCCUCAAACCUCCUGCAGAGGAAUCCACCUGAUCUCUCUCUAUUACUCAUUAUCUAACCAUCAGGACUCUACAGCAGCAGCAUGUCUCUGGCUGCGGAGGCCUUCGUGUCUCAGAUGGCAGCUGCUGAGCCUUGGCCUGAAUCUGCCACCUUGUACCAGCAGCUGAAGGAGGAUCAGAUUCUGCUGUCAGACUGCGCCUCAUCUCUCGCUGUUCAGGCCUACCUCAGGAUGUGUGGUCUACCGGUGCAGGUGGUCUGCAGAGCAAAUGCUGAAUACAUGUCACCUUCUGGUAAGAUUCCUUUUAUCCACGUAGGGAACCAGGUGGUGUCAGAACUGGGUCCGAUAGUGCAGUUCACCAAAGCCAAGGGUAAUUCUCUGAGCGAUGGCUUAGACGAUGUUCAGAGGGCUGAAAUGAAAGCGUACAUGGAGCUGGUCAACAACAUGCUGCUUACUGCUGAGUUGUACAUCCAGUGGUGUGAUGAUGCUACAGCUGCUGAGAUCUCUCGUCCCAGAUACAGCAGCCCGUACGCCUGGCCUCUCAGUAACAUCCUGGCCUAUCAGAAGCAGUGGGAGGUUCGCAGGAAGAUCAACGCCAUCGGCUGGGGAGGGAAAACUCUGGAGCAGGUUUAUGAGGAUGUGAGUCAGUGCUGCCAGGCUCUCUCCCAGCGGCUGGGAACACAGCCGUACUUCUUUAAUAAACAACCUACAGAACUGGAUGCGUUGGUGUUCGGUCACCUCUUCACCAUCUUGACCACCAGACUGACCAGCACCGAGCUGGCAGAGAGGAUCAAGAGCUACAGCAACCUGCUGUCCUUCUGCAGACGCAUCGAACAGACCUACUUCGAAGACAAGAGCUCCUGAAGGGAACAAAAGCUCUUCUGUAUUUAUCUCCUCUCGUACUGUACAUUCGGCCCUUCCUUCUCUCAUUCCCUCUCUGUAGCACCGAUAAGCUAAACGCUGCUCAUAUUCACACACACACGUCCCCUCGUGAUUCUUGCUUUCUUUCCCCCGUUUGCUUCGUACAUGUACGUAGUUGCAUGCUUCUGAUAGGAGUCCUUUUAAGGAUUAAGAUGUGCCCAGUGCUUAUAGAUAAAGAUACCUCAAAGUCACAGUAAAGAUCAGUCUUAAGGGAGCACCAACACAUGUAUACCAUCUAAAAAGAUGUUUCCAAGUUAAACACACAUAAUAAAUAAUGACUUUCACUAAUCUGCACAACUCUUUUUGUUAAAAACUUUUUGUUUAAGCCACAAAACACAGACCACGGAGUCUUCACAUUUCCAGCACUUUGGGAAUUAAAUAAAAAUACGGGUGAUAGUAAUGCAACUCUUCACAGAUCCCAGAAGGAGGUCAGAGGUCGGGGGUUAGCUGCAGAUGAUCUGACAGUCAGAUGGAUGCUCCCCAACACAGAGGCGUAGACUUAUUUAUAUGCUCUCUUACACAGGAAUAUUGUGACAUGUAUCAUGGUGCAUUUACAGAUAUAUACCUACAGACAGCUGUGUGACGUGGCGUGUAAGAAAUGUGAGGCAGUGUUGCUUUUUCUACCGUACAAAAGCAGAAAGACAUGAACGUAACGACGAAGAGGAUGUGACUUCAUCCUUAGUUUCUCCACCAUUAUUGUUUUCUUUGGAAGUGCCUACAGAAUAAAAGUCAUUAAAUUUAA
Molecule: messenger RNA, 1717 nt
Organism: Sebastes umbrosus (honeycomb rockfish)
Lineage: Eukaryota; Metazoa; Chordata; Actinopteri; Perciformes; Sebastidae
Gene: mtx2
Product: metaxin 2
Exons: 10
Coding region: 139-918 (259 amino acids)
Biological process (GO): mitochondrion organization
Cellular component (GO): SAM complex
Source: RefSeq, a predicted model, not a curated record